Molecule: messenger RNA, 591 nt
Organism: Acanthosepion pharaonis
Lineage: Eukaryota; Metazoa; Mollusca; Cephalopoda; Sepiida; Sepiidae
Source: the annotation of a GenBank genome assembly
AUGAACAUUUUUUUCUUUUUAUUUCGUUUCUUUUCUCUUUUUUUUCACUUAUUCUUUCUAAUUUUUUUUCUUUCUUCCUUUCUUUCAUUUAUUUCUUUUCUAUCUUUCUUUUCAUAUAAUAAACAUUUUUUUUUUCCUUUUUCUUUCUUUUUCGCUUCUUUUCGAUUAGACGUCACAUUUGCUUUCCUGCUUUUUCGUCCCUCCAUACAAAUUGCCUCGAGAUCUCCAUAUCUUCUCUCAUUAUCUGUCUGUCUCUCUCCCUCUCUCUUUCUCUUUCUCUCUCUCUCUCUCUCUCUCUCUCUCUCUAUCUAUCUAUCUAUCUAUCUUUCUCUCGCUAUGCUCAUUUUCUCUCCCACCCCUUCUUUCUUUCUUUCUCCCUUGUCUAUUUCUCUCUUCGACCGUCUUUUCUUCUUUCUUUAUGUAUUUCUUUAUCCCUCUCUUCCUCUUGCCCUCUCUUUUUUACUCUUUCGCUCUUUUCCUACUCUUUUUCUCUCCUUCUCUUUUUUCUUUUUCGACCCCCACCAUUUUAAUCAUACUAAAUCUAUCACUUUAUUAUUUCUACAUUUCUUUUCUAUUUUCUGCACUUUCUGA